UCCCCUUCCGCAACCCUCCGCCUCUCUUCGUCUCCCCCGCCAAAUCUGGCACGCCGCUGUUCCACCUUCGCGCGAGGGCUGCGGGCGCGGCGGGCAGCCGGCGACGGCGACGGCGAGGGCGUAUGGGGUCCGGCACCUGGCGGAAGGCCUACGGCGCGCUCAAGGACUCCACCAAGGUCGGCCUCGCCAACUUCAACAGCGAGUACAAGGAUUUGGACAUUGCCAUUGUGAAGGCAACCAACCACGUGGAGUGCCCGCCCAAGGAGCGGUACCUCAGGAGGAUACUCUUUGCGACCUCCGCGAGUCGCCCGCGAUCCGAUGUUGGCUACUCGAUAUGUACAUUGGCUAGGAGAUUAUCCAAGACCAAGAAUUGGAUUGUUGCAUUAAAAACACUGAUAGUGAUACAUAGACUACUCAGAGAAGGUGAUGGGACAUUUAAAGAAGACUUCUUGAACUAUUCAUACAGAGGAACUAUUUUGCAGAUUCCACAAUUCAAAGAUGAUUCGAGCCCUUUAGCUUGGGAUUGCUCAUCUUGGAUUCGCACAUAUGCGCUCUAUCUAGAUGAACGGGUCGAGUGCUUUAGAGUUCUAAAAUACGAUGUUGAAGCAGAUCGUCUGGUGAAAUUACCCCGAGCUUCUGGCAAGGCACACAGCAGAACAAGAACUCUACCAUGUUCAGAUCUUUUAGAUCAGUUGCCUGCAUUACAGAAACUACUACUAAGGCUUAUUUUUUGUCAGCCCGAAGGUUCAGCCUGCACAAAUUAUCUUGUACAAUAUGCAUUAGCCCUUGUUUUGAAGGAGAGCUUCAAAAUAUACUGUUCGAUCAAUGAUGGCAUCAUCAAUCUUGUUGAUAUGUAUUUCGAUAUGCAAAAAUAUGAUGCUAUCAAGGCACUUGAAAUUUAUAAACGAGCUGGCUACCAGGCAGAUAAGCUUUCUGCUUUUUAUGACCACUGCAAACGUCUUGAACUGGCAAGGACUUUCCAGUUUCCUACGUUGAGGCAGCCACCCCCUUCAUUUGUUGUAACAAUGGAAGAGUACAUCAGAGAAGCACCCCGUGUCAGCACAGCGAGUAAAAGUUUGGAAAGCGAGGAGCAGAAUUUACCUAGUGAUAACGAAGAUGAAGCUCCACAGGAAACCGAGAAGCUAGUGGAAGAGGAGAAACAAGAGCCUGCAGAGCCUGAAGAAGAGCCACAGCCUACAGCUGAACCGGUGGAAGAAACGGAACCUGUACCAGUGGCAACAACUGGGGAUUUAUUAAAUUUUGACGAAGAAGUAAAACCCCUGAUUGCAGACAUUGAAGAAAGCAAUGCCCUGGCUCUUGCAAUUGUGGCACCAGGGAAUGAAAACAAGGCCUCAACUUCACAUGACUUGUUUGCGCUGGACAAGUCUGGGUGGGAACUGGCACUGGUUACUGCACCAAGUACCCACACAAGUCAACCAGUUGACAAUCAACUGGCUGGGGGCUUUGACAAGCUACUGCUAGAUAGUCUGUAUGAAGAUGAAGCAAGGAGGCAGCAAAUAGCCAGUGCAACCUACACCGGCAGCCUUGCAGGGAACCCAUUUGAUCCCAAUGAUCCAUUUGCCAUGUCUAAUAACUUCGCGCCACCGUCAAAUGUGCAGCUAGCCAUGAUGCAGCAGCAGCAGCAGCAGUAUUAUCAGGAACAGCAGCAACAAUACUUCCAGGUCCAGCAACAGCAGCAAAUGGUGACGAUGCCGCCGCAAACAUACCAGCAGCAGCAGACUCAGUAUUCUGCCCCUCAUGCUGGAUUGUCCAAUCCAUUUGGUGAUCCAUUCGGUGGCCUUGUAGCCAUGGCUAAUCCUCAAAAGGAAAAUAAUUCAAAUUUAGCCUGAAUUUGCAUAAUUUUUUCUGUACCGCCCACCGAUUUUGAUGGUAUAUACCUUUCCAAUCCUGAGAAGAAAGUUGUAUAGUCUGACAAUUUUCAAUACUACAUCUCGAUGCGAUGUAGUACUCACGUUUGGAAACUUGUAUGAUCAUUCCAAUGUCAAUGUCUUCACCUAUGAGAUUAUGACUAAUAUAGAAAACACAAGUUAUGUUCCAGCAAUUGCAAAUAGUUAGAUGCCCCCACAAACCAACUCAGACAAUAGCAA
Molecule: messenger RNA, 2108 nt
Organism: Oryza brachyantha (malo sina)
Lineage: Eukaryota; Viridiplantae; Streptophyta; Magnoliopsida; Poales; Poaceae
Product: putative clathrin assembly protein At5g57200
Exons: 15
Coding region: 123-1850 (575 amino acids)
Biological process (GO): clathrin coat assembly; clathrin-dependent endocytosis; vesicle budding from membrane
Cellular component (GO): clathrin-coated pit; clathrin-coated vesicle
Molecular function (GO): phosphatidylinositol-4,5-bisphosphate binding; SNARE binding; 1-phosphatidylinositol binding
Source: RefSeq, a predicted model, not a curated record